AUCAUCAUCACAAGAAAGAUACAAAUGUUCUCCCUUAAAGCUGUCUCUACCUCCUUGCUCUGCGCCGCUGUGGCUUUCGCUCAGGGCAUCUCUUACAACCUUCCAACUCCGGGUACAACUGUGGCAGCUGGUUCCAGCUUCACUGUCCGUCUCGUUCAGCCGGACCAACUCUCGACGCUGGUUCCCAUAUCCGUAGCCAUCGGCAUACAGUCCUGUCCGAACGGCACGGGUGGGAGCUGCGUGCCGACGGAUGAAGGGCUCGGCCGCCUCCUCUACGAUGGGCCGUUCAACCCGCAGUUCGGGUCUGAAUAUUACUCGCCGUACGAGGACUUCAACGUGACCGUUCCGGCUGACCUUGCCUCGGGCGAGGCGAUUCUCGGGACAGGGUAUUUCUAUCUCCUCGGGGCGUUGUAUAUGCCUGAGUUGCAGGUUAUCAAUGAGACAAUUACCAUCUCUUAGAUGGGUACUAGGAUCCCGGUGGACGUUCGCUAUGGACUAGCUUUGUAUGACGUUUAAUAAUCUACUUGUAAAUCUCUAUACAUACCAUCAGAGGUAAUUUACCAUUCCGCUCUUCCGUAGGUUUUAU
Messenger RNA from Coniophora puteana RWD-64-598 SS2, 586 nucleotides. RefSeq lists its product as uncharacterized. The record is from RefSeq and is a predicted model, not a curated record. Bases 25 to 459 code for a protein of 144 amino acids. The transcript has 3 exons. Lineage: Eukaryota; Fungi; Basidiomycota; Agaricomycetes; Boletales; Coniophoraceae.